UCACGCCGAGGCCGCCGCGGGGCCUGGUUAUCGCCGGUUCAACGCAGCCCCGAGUCGCCCAGGCCUGAACUCCUACCCAGGUCCCGGCCGCCGGUCCCAGGCCCGCGAGGACGCCGGAGGCCACCCCCGGGGGUGGGGAGCGGAGCGGCGGGUCAGCUCUGCGAGUGUCCCGCGCUGGCCUGGCCGGCCCCGCCCCCGCCCCGGGCCAUGGCCCAGCCCUUGUCCCGACCCCUCGUCCUAUCCCAACCCCAGCCUUGGCCUUCGGCCACGCCCUCGCCCCGCUUCCCAAAUUUGUCCCAGCCCCCGCCAGGGUCGCGGCGAAAGCCUAGGUCCAGGUCCCCGCUGCCGUCCCAGUCCCAGUCCCUGCCCCUAGCCUGGCCCCUGGCUCCGCCUCGGCCCCAUGUCCACCCCCUAUCACAAAUCCCAGCCCAGACUCUGACCUCACCCCAUGCCCAGCGUUUGCUUAAGCCCCUGGCCCAGCCCCAGCCCUUGCUCCGGUCUCCAUCACACCCACUCCUUCCAUCACACCCCUUGCCCUUGUUCGAGUCCCAGUGCUCAGCCCAGCGCAACCCAUUAUCUCAGCCUUUGCUCCCAUCUCUGCGUUUCUCCAAGUCUCUCCCCCUCGCCCCGCGCCUCUCUCAUACUCUGCCCCUCUCCCAGCCUCGACUCAGGGCUGGGCUCCAGCUGUCGCCAGCCCUAUUGCUGCUGUUGCUGUUCUCUGUCCUUGGUCCAGGGGCUGGUGGCCUGUUCCUUACUGAUUACUCCACCUGCUCACCACGAAAACUGAGUCCUUUCCGCUCCUUUGCCAGCACUGAGCUCUUCCACUUCCAUGUUCCCGAGGACACGUUCCUGGCUGUUUGGAACCUCAUCAUCUUCAAGGAGCAGGGAGGAACCUUUGGGGACCACUGCCCAGAUCAAAGUGUGACUGUGUAUUUCCGGUCUGGAGCACCCCCUGUCAUCAAUCCCCUGCACACACACUUCCCAGCAGAUACAGCUGUGCCUGGAGUUUUCUCAUUGACUCUUAGCUGGACAUUGCCCAACCGUACCUCAGGCAUCUUUAAUGUCAGCAGCCCUUUGCCUGGCGACUGGUUUUUGGCUGCCCAUCUUCCCCAAGCCCACGGUCACAUCUCUGUCAAGGGUCUCCAGGAUGAGUGCCAGUAUCUCCUUCAGCCCCAGCUGAUUGUCCGACGUUUGCUGGAUGUGGCUGUGUUGGUUCCUGGCCGUCCCUCAGAGCAAACCCUCUCUCCCCACAACCGCUCAGCCCUGUACAAGGUCUUUGUGCCCAGCUUCACUUACAGGGUUUCGGCGCAUCUGGUGUGUGUAGGGGGCCGAGGGGUAUCUGCUUGUCCCCUGACACUGCGCCUACGUCCCAAGGCCCCUCCUCUACACAACUCAAGCUCUGUGGCCUGUGGAGGAGCCUCAGUAUGCCAGCUGGAGCUGGCCCUGCCCCCCUGGGGACACUGGGUCUAUGUGCGUGUGGAGAUACCAUCCCGUGGCUCUGGCAGGACCAUUCACUUCCAGCUGUGUGUGCGAUUGCAAGAGUGUCCACAACCCAGCCUGUCCCGUGCCUUGGUCCCUGGGGCUGCCAUGAACAUGCCCCAGUCACUGGGUAACCAGCCACUGCCCCCGGAGCCACCAUCCCUGGGGACCUCUGUAGAAGGAUCUGGGGCCACAUCACCACCUGAGCACUGCUGGCCAGUGCGCCCGACUCUGCGCAACGAGCUGGAUACCUUCUCUGUCCACUUCUACAUCUUCUUUGGUCCCAGUGUGGCCCUUCCACCUGAACGCCCAGCUGUGUUUGCCUUGAGGCUGUUGCCAGUGCUGGACAGUGGAGGUGUCCUCAGCCUGGAGCUCCAACUCAAUGUGAGCUCCCUGCGCCAAGAAAACGUGACAGUAUUUGGAUGCCUGACUCACGAGGUGCCCUUAAGCCUAGGGGAUGCAGCCCUGACCUGUUCCAAAGAGUCCCUGGCCGGCUUCCUCUUCUUAGUCAGUGCCACCUCCAGAGUGGCCAGGCUGCGAAUCCCAUUCCCGCAGACCGGAACCUGGUUCCUGACCCUCCGCUCUCUGUGCGGGGUGGGGCCUCGGUUCCUGCGGUGCCGCAACGCAACGGCUGAAGUGCGGCUACGCACCUUCCUGUCCCCUUGCGUGGAUGACUGUGGGCCCUAUGGCCAGUGCAAGCUGCUGCGCACUCACAACUACCUGUACGCGGCCUGCGAGUGCAAGGCUGGGUGGCGGGGCUGGGGUUGCACCGACAGUGCAGACGCGCUCACCUACGGAUUCCAGCUCCUGUCCACACUCCUCCUUUGCCUGAGCAACCUCAUGUUUUUGCCACCCGUGGUCCUGGCCAUUCGGAGCCGGUAUGUGCUGGAAGCUGCUGUCUACACCUUCACCAUGUUCUUCUCCACGUUCUAUCAUGCCUGUGACCAGCCAGGCAUUGUGGUUUUCUGCAUCAUGGACUAUGAUGUGCUGCAGUUCUGUGAUUUCCUGGGCUCCUUAAUGUCCGUGUGGGUCACUGUCAUUGCCAUGGCUCGUUUACAGCCUGUGGUCAAGCAGGUGCUGUAUUUGCUGGGGGCUAUGCUGCUGUCCAUGGCUCUGCAACUUGACCGGCAUGGACUCUGGAACCUACUUGGACCCAGUCUCUUCGCUUUGGGAAUCUUGGCCACAGCCUGGACAGUACGCAGCGUCCGCCGUAGGCACUGUUACCCACCCACGUGGCGCCGCUGGCUCUUCUACCUGUGCCCGGGCAGCCUUAUUGCAGGAAGUGCCGUCCUACUCUAUGCUUUUGUGGAGACCCGGGACAACUACUUCUACAUUCAUAGCAUUUGGCAUAUGCUCAUCGCUGGCAGUGUGGGCUUCUUGUUGCCUCCUCGUGCCAAGACUGACCACCGGGUCCCAUCUGGAGCCCGGGCCCGGGGCUGUGGUUACCAGUUGUGCAUCAAUGAGCAGGAGGAGCUGGGCCUUGUGGGCCCUGGAGGGGCCACUGUCAGCAGUAUCUGUGCCAGCUGAGAGGGGCUUUGGGCCAGGCCCCUGGGGGAUAGGAACCCUUCCUAGGGUUCCUCUAGGGGUAUGGAGCCCUCCUAGGAACAAGAGACAAGUUGUUUUCUUCAACAUGUGGAGUCUUUCUCAAGGAUGAACUCUUUCAGGGACUAGGAGGCCUUCCCAGUAUGUGGAGAAUUUCUUGAGGGCUUGGAGUCCUCCUGUGUUCAUGGAGUCCUUAAGGAUGAGCUAUGCAGACCACAGAGCCCCCACAGGACCAAGGAGUCCUCAGGGGGAUCACCCUCCUACAGACACGAGUUACUUCCCAGGGAGACAAAAUUUCAUCAGGAUAUGUCAUCAGUCUAGAGGAAAAGGAGUCCAUCUUGGAGAAACUGAGUCACCGUUUUUUCCCAGAGGCUUAGAACUCUGGCCUCAGCCUUCCUUCUCAGAGCAUCUGAGCUGUGCUGUGCUGGGCAGGGGGUUGCAAGACAGAUGGAGCUGGGACAGGGUGGGCAGCUGGUAUCCUGAUUUGAUACAGGUGGAAUCUGAAUGAAGUGUGUGCUGGUUCUGUGCUGCCUUUUUUCCCCACGGGGUCAGAGUGAGGAACUAGAGGGAAAGAGAGACCCUGAGGAAAGAACAGGAGAGGUGGGCCUAGCCUGAAGAAGAUGCUGGGAACUGCUGUCUGAGGCUUCUGCCCCCUGUGUACACUCCUGCAUCCCUCUCAUCUGGUCCUUGGGUUUAAUCCCAAAUAUUUCCUGGUGCCUAUUUCCCAAUUACUAUGGAACCUCAUCUGCAAUAGCUAAGAGGGAUAUAUGUAUGUGUGUGCAUACGUGUGUAUAAGUGUAUAUGUGUGUAUGUAUAUGUGCGCAUGUGUGCUUGGUGUGUGUAUACUGGGAUGAAUUUGCUCUCUUCCAUGAUGCUUAUAUCCAUGAGAAGGAGGCCGAGGUGCCAGGAAAUUGGAGUAACAGGUACUAACUUUGAAUGUAUAAGAAAUCACAAGAAUGGAACUUCUAUUUUGAGCCUAUAUAUUUUUUCUUGCAUGCCAGAAAUAAUCAAAUAACGUUUUUCACUUG
Molecule: messenger RNA, 4049 nt
Organism: Nannospalax galili (Upper Galilee mountains blind mole rat)
Lineage: Eukaryota; Metazoa; Chordata; Mammalia; Rodentia; Spalacidae
Gene: Tmem8b
Product: transmembrane protein 8B
Exons: 13
Coding region: 208-3006 (932 amino acids)
Cellular component (GO): plasma membrane
Source: RefSeq, a predicted model, not a curated record